Messenger RNA from [Torrubiella] hemipterigena, 3945 nucleotides. The record is from the annotation of a GenBank genome assembly. NCBI's taxonomy places the organism in Eukaryota, Fungi, Ascomycota, Sordariomycetes, Hypocreales, Clavicipitaceae.
CAGCACCCUUCAGGGUUUCCCCAGACUCUUGCCGGCUCCACUGAAGCUGCCAGCCGCGGAGCUGCCCCCCUCUUAAAAAAACGCCUCCUCGCAAAACGCCAGCUUCAUUAACCGAAAGCGCGCCUUUCGUCUUCUCUUUUUACGGCAUGUCCCUCUUGCUCGCCUAUCAUGACUCCGUCGUCGGCAAUUUAAACCCCACGCUGCCCUUCCUUUUCGCCCGCCCGCCCGCUUCUCUCUGAACAAUCACCUGCGACAACGACAUCAACACACGACAUGGCGGGCUCCUCCAAGAUCCGCGAAUACCUCCGCGGCCCGGACUACAAGCCUGGCGAGCGCACGCUGAUCCGCAAGAUUGACUUCUUCAUUCUCACCUUCUGCUGCCUCAGCUACUUUGUAAACUACCUCGACAGAUCCAACCUCGCCAAUGCCUACGUCACCGGCAUGAAGGAAGACCUGGGCUUCGUAGGCAACCAGCUCAGUGUCAUCAACACCUGUUUUACCGUUGGCUAUGUGCUCGGCCAGAUCCCUUCCAACCUGUCCCUGCACUACGUCAAGCCGCGCAUCUGGUUCCCGCUCAUGAUGAUCCUCUGGGGCGGGCUCACUAUGGUGACAGCAUCAGUGCACAGCCCACACGCCAUCAUGGCCAUCCGCUUCUUCCAGGGAAUGUUUGAGGCGUCGACGUUUGUCGGUACGCACUAUAUCCUUGGCGCAUGGUACACGGAGCGCGAGCUCGGCAAACGUAGCGGCAUCUUCACCGCGUCAGGACUCGCGGGAACCAUGAUUGGCGGGUUCAUCCAGACCGGCUUGCAUAAUAACUUGGACGGCAGCCUGGGCCUCUCAGGCUGGCGCUGGCUGUUCAUCAUUGACGGCCUCAUGACGUUGCCUGUUGCCAUAUACGGCUUCCUGCUCUUCCCGGAUACACCACAUACCACGACCGCCAUGUACCUCUCUGAAGACGAGCGCCGGCUUGCGCGGGAGAGAGUACCCAUCGCUGAAAAGGGGUCACCAAUUACACUGGCCUUUGUGAAAAAGGUCCUCACAUCUUGGUACUGGUGGGGAUUCGUCAUCCUCUGGGUAAUUGCAGGCGAGACCGAGUCGUUUGGUAGCAACUCGCUUCUGCUGCUGUACCUGGGCAGCAAGCCUGUCUCAACAGCCUUUCACUACUCCAAGGGCCAGAUUAACAACUACAACACGGGAGUGGCUGCUGUUGGCAUUGCCUCAACGCUCUUCUGGGCGACGCUGACCGACUUCCUCGGCGGCAAGCGAUAUCUGGUCGCAUACUGGAUCGGCCUGACGGGCAUCGCAACGUCCAUUAUGCUUCUUGUGGCGGGCAAGUCGCCGCUCGAGGCAUGGUCCAAUGAUACUGUGAUGGCGGCCUACUACUGGGCCGGGUCCGUGUAUGCGUGCCAGGCUACCUUUUUCGCUUGGUGCAACGACGCCAUGCGCUACGAGGAUCCCGUCUUCCGCGGCGUCGUCCUCGCCGGUAUGAAUCUUGGCAACAACGCCGUCAAUGCGUGGUGGAGCAUUAUAUUCUACAGCAACGACCUAGCGCCCUGGUUUACGCGCGGCGCAUGGGCCAUGAUUGCAUGUGCCAUAGCGCUAAUUAUCUGGGCCGCCGUCUUGACGUUUGUUGUCAGACGUAAGAACCAACGGCGGCUAGCGCAGGAAGCGCAAGCUCUUAGUGAGUUGGCGGACAUCAAGGCCGAGCGGACCAUGAGCCACGUCCACGAGGCUAGUUAAACCAUUUUUGAUACCCUUUUUUGUACACUGUAGCGGAAUAGCGAGACCUUUUUUUUUGAUAAUGGAUGUUCUAUUAUAUAUUUAUCGUAAGGGCGUACAUGGCAUUACAUAUUAUAUAUAUACAAUUUGGUUUUGAUUUUGAAGUCAAGUCCAAUCGCGUUGUGUUGUUGGCUUAGACAGUGACGGGCUUGUUGAGCUGCAGAGUCACGGGCUUGCCGGCGAGAGUAACCCAGACGAUAGGAGGCUCGUUAGCAACCUUGUCGAUCUUGGUGUGGUCAUCGGCGCCCGUGGCGACGGUACCGUCGGGGAUGGUGACGGCAACAGGGACUGGGCACGAGUUGUCCUUGGAGCUGACGGUGACGGCAGUAAUGGUCUUGCCGUCAGCAGCAAAGGUGUAUCGUGCGCUAGGCUUGCAGUUGUCAAGCGUCAUACGGUCCAAGAAGUAGUGCGAGAACUCAUCGUGAGUCUGCGACACCAUGGGCCAGGUGGUCAGGCGCAUGAGCUCCUGGACAACAACCUCAACCCAAGUCUGGAGAAGCGACAGCUUGCCAGUCUGGUUACCCACAGUGAUGGUAGGCUGGUCAAUGCUGCGCAUGUUGGCCUGAUGGAACAUGUAGGGGUCGGCUUGGAGGUUCAGGAGGUACUGAACGUUGGUCGAGCGGAUAAGAUCUUGGUACUGGGCGUAGUUGCGGGUAAGCUUGGUGAUCUUGGUGUACUGGUGGAGCACGCAGCUAGAGGUAGCGCAGUCAAAAUACAUCUCGGUCGAGAAACGAGGCAUAAUCCAGAGACCAGCGUAGCCGUUGGUCUCAACAGUGCUCUGAAGAGGCCAGUAUUUGCUAAUGGAGUUGCGGAGAACAGGGCGGGUGUUGUCACCGACGACAUACUUGAUGCCGUUGUCCAUCCAGGCGCGGAUGGCAUCGCCAUUGUGCAUGCCAGUAAUGGCAGGGGGGAUAAUACCAUCGGCGGUGAAGCGGAUAGCCUUGUCAAUACCCAUCUGAGCCAUCCAGGCCUGGUUGAACUGGAUCUCACGGGCAGUAUCGUAGUAGGUGGCGUUGUUCAAUCCCUCGUGUGUAAAGGUGUGGGAGAUGUGGCCAAAGGCGUUGAGGUUGUCGGGGUUGCGGAACCAGUUGGCAAAGGGGUCGAGCUUGCUGCAGGCGUCGCUCCAGCCGUACUUGACGUACUUGGGAGGCCAGAUGUCGGUACCGGUACCCAUAGGCUUAACGAACUCUACAGCGGUAUCAAUUUGGUCCGGGUACUCGACGGCAUCCUGAGGGUUGCAGUACUUGUCGGCCUGUUUGUUGUCGGCAGCAGCCUCAAUGUUGCCGUUACCGUUGUGGCCGAACUCGAGGCGGAAGUCGGAGCCAGGAGGCAUACGUUUGUUGAUAUCCUUUUGCCACGAGACGAUGACAUCAAGAUCCUUGGUAUCAAUCUUGAACUCCUUGUUCUUGGGCUCGAACAUGGUGGUGUAGAGCUGCAGGUCAUCGACCUGGGGAGUCAGGUAAAGCUUACGCUUGCCGACAAACAGACUACGAGUCAUCCAGUGAAUGUAAGAGUGCUGGAGGUAGCUGGAAGCAAGAGACCACUCCGAGGCGAGCGAGGUGAACCAGACCAGAGUCUCGCGGUUGUUGACCUUGUUGACAACAGCGCCGACAGUUCUGGUGUUGAUGCCACCAGCAGGCUCAAACAUGGCCCAGGCGGUUGUGGUGGUAGUGUUUGUAAUCUUGGCCUGGUAGUGGUACAGACCGUCCAUGUUGACAGGAGCAUUGUCCUUAAGACCGGCGGCGGGAAUAGCAGCAGUGUUGACAAGGCUCAUGCCGGCGUUGACGCCGUCCUUGCAGCAGCCGUUGCCAUUGCUGUUGUAUGUGGUAGUACCAAAGUCGGCGCUGGGAAACUCAUCCACGCGGACCAUGCGAACGCGGAAAGCAUCUUGGUAGGCGUAGAGCUGGUUCCACUGGUCUGGGGUGAGAGCACUGUGGUAGUUGCUGGCCUUGUCGGUGCCGUAGUCGUAGAUGAGACCAGACACAGUGAUGAUGGCAGCAUAGUUACCGUCAGUGACGGUCGAGUUGAGCUGGGGGAGGCUAACACCGGCCUUGGGGACAAGGACAGCCUCCCAGGGGAUGCCGUAGCCGUCGAGACCAGGGCUGGUGCUGGCAACGUCGGCGUCAGAGCGAGCGAGGAUGAGCACUUUGCUGCCAAGAGUAGUGG